This is a messenger RNA of Podospora bellae-mahoneyi, 3588 nucleotides long. RefSeq lists its product as uncharacterized. The transcript has 4 exons. The coding region runs from base 1260 to 3302 and encodes 680 amino acids. The record is from RefSeq and is a predicted model, not a curated record. NCBI's taxonomy places the organism in Eukaryota, Fungi, Ascomycota, Sordariomycetes, Sordariales, Podosporaceae. Gene Ontology annotation, molecular function: metalloaminopeptidase activity.
GGGGUUUGGCUGAUAGAGCGCUCGGAUCAACUGUGGGUUUGGUGUUAACACAUGAUUUCUUUUUCGUUUGCGAGCAGCCACACAGCUGGCGGCAAAAGACAUCACUUACUCCUUCCACCUCGGCGAGGCUUGUUGGUAAUGGUAACGGAUCCAUAGCCGUGUUGGAUAAGUUUGGCUUAAAGUUGGUUUCUGAUGUUGCAGUUGUGUGUCGUCUGGUCUGAAAAAGAUGAAGUGCUGUUAGAGGUCGGGUGUCAAGAGAAGUGGUUCUGAUUGGUUGACCUUUUUUCCUAGCAGACAAGCUCGGUCCUUCCCUUGUUAGUGAGCCUUGCUGAUGUUAUGGAUAGUUUAUUUGUUCUGUGUGGCAGAAUGGACACCUAAAAUCAGGAGAACUGUCUUUGGGAAAUUCUUUUUGCUUACCUAUUGUAUGGGCUGAAUGUUAUUCGGUCGUGGCUGCCUUGUUGGACAUUUCAGUGAUGCUAGGCAACUCUUACUCUCUAGUGGGGUUCCCCUUAUCGGGUUUGAUAUCAGCAAUACGUCUCUAUUGAAGAGUGCUUGUAUAUUCAACAGGGUUGCUAGUUUGCUCAUUCCCUUCAGCUGGAGAUCGGGAACACACCUCAAGUUCCGACCACACUCUUAUCAGCUGUCGUUGCCGCACCCCAUAUACACCACUCACAAGUGUCACCCUCAGGUUCCCGUGCGGGUGAGACCAUGCAUCAUGUGGUUAACCGUACGGCAAGCCAGUUGACGGUACUGGUGGAGGCCAGUCCUUUCAACAGAAUGCCACGUGAGGUCUCCCAGAGCUCCCAAUCUAUCGCAAUGGUUACCUUCAGGAGCAUCAGAAACUUGCCGCGAAAUGCCGUCUUCAUUUACAUGGGAGAUGCUGCCCGGGUUCCCCCUUCCCAAUACGGCGGCGGGGCCAGCGCCUUGCAGAGGGGCGGGCAGCAUAGGGUGGGGCUCGAUGCACUGAAUGCGGGCAACCUCACCCACCCAAGGACCCCUCAUCAGCUAGCACUUAACUUGGGAAUCUGAGAAGCCCACGACAACGCAACUCAACCAACCAACCAUCUUCAAGAAGCCAGUCUUUGAGAACAAUUCAAGGCUUGCUCCGGUUGUGAGACGCUUCUUCUCUUGUUUCGUUAUACCCUUCCGUCCCCUGCAUUCCGGCCCUUUCUUCGGUGCCGGCCUACACGUUGUGAGUGGUGUGUUUGGUCCGACCAACCCACCUCGCCAAUAGAUAUAUAGAGACUACCUGCCUCCUCAUGCGCCAUAUAUGGGCCUUUCCUAGCUUAACAGCACUCUCUCUGUUCCAAGCUUCUGCUGCAUCCGCUGUACCUAGAGCUCGCCAAGCUAUCAACGCCAGCUCCCCCCUCGCCCUGUUCCGUACUAAGAGACGAUUCCGCACCCAAGCCCAACUCCUGAGCAACAGUGCUACUAAGACGACACUUGUUGAAGAGAUGGUGACUGUUGAUACCACGAGCCGGCUGGCCGCCCUGCGGUCCUUGAUGAAGGAGCGCAACCUUCAUGUCUAUGUUGUACCAUCCGAAGAUAGCCAUGCCUCCGAGUAUAUCGCCGACUGCGAUGCCCGCCGCACAUUCAUCUCUGGCUUCUCCGGGUCAGCAGGAACCGCCAUCGUGACCCUGGACAAAGCAGCUCUCGCCACAGACGGCCGAUACUUCAACCAAGCUUCCAAGCAGCUGGAUUCCAACUGGUAUUUGCUCAAGACUGGUAUGCAGGAUGUACCAACCUGGCAGGAAUGGGCGACGCAAGAAGCAGAGGGUGGUAAGCUGAUUGGUGUCGACCCUCAGCUGAUUUCCAGCGCCAUUGCCGAGAAGCUCGAUGAGGAUAUCAAAAACGCCGGUGGUGGUGGUCUUGUUGGGAUCAAGGAAAACCUGGUAGACCUUGUCUGGGGCUCUGAGCAACCACCUCGCCCCAGCAACAGUGUAUUCCUCUUGGGCCAGCAAUACGCUGGAAAGGACACGGCAGCGAAGCUUGCCGAUCUCCGCAAGGAGUUGGAUAAGAAGAAGGCGGCUGGUUUUGUUCUUUCCAUGCUUGACGAGAUCGCUUGGCUCUUCAACCUCCGCGGCAGCGAUAUCGCUUACAACCCGGUCUUCUUUUCGUACGCGAUUGUGACGCAGGCCUCCGCUACACUUUACAUUGACGAAGCGAAAUUGACCGACGAGUGCAGGACCUAUCUUGAACGAAACAAGGUUACCAUUAAGCCCUAUGGUGCUCUGUUUGAGGACAGCGAGGAGCUUGCUCGCCGAGCAGAGGCCGAUUCCAAGGACGCCAAGCCCAGGAAGUAUCUCAUUUCGAGUAAGGGGUCAUGGGCUCUGAAGCUGGCAUUGGGAGGUAACAAGUUUGUCGAUGAAGUCCGGAGUCCAGUGGGUGAUGCCAAGGCUGUCAAGAAUGAUGUUGAAUUGAAUGGCAUGAGAAACUGCCACAUUCGUGACGGCGCUGCUCUGACAGAGUUCUUUGCCUGGUUGGAAGACCAACUUGUGAACCAGAAGGCUCAGCUGGAUGAGGUGGAUGCGGCCGACAAGCUGGAGCAGAUCAGAUCAAAGCACAAGGACUUUGUUGGACUUUCCUUUGAUACUAUUUCCUCGACAGGGGCGAAUGCUGCUGUAAUUCACUACAAGCCAGAGAAGGGUGCCUGCAAGAUCAUUGAUCCCGACGCCAUCUACCUCUGCGAUUCCGGGGCUCAGUACCUGGACGGCACCACAGACACCACCAGAACCCUUCAUUUUGGAACGCCAACCGCCAAGGAAAAGAAGGCUUACACCUUGGUUCUCAAGGGCAACAUCGCCUUGGAUUCGGUAGUCUUCCCCAAGGGAACUAGUGGUUUCGCCAUCGAUGUCAUGGCCCGUCAAUUUCUUUGGAAAUAUGGCCUCGACUAUCGCCAUGGUACAGGCCACGGUGUAGGCUCGUUCCUAAACGUGCACGAGGGGCCCAUCGGCAUCGGUACAAGGAAACAGUAUAUCGACGUUGCCCUGGCCGCUGGCAAUGUGCUCUCGAUCGAACCAGGCUACUACGAAGAUGAAGCAUUCGGUAUCCGCAUUGAAAACCUCGCCAUUGUGAAGGAGGUCAAGACGGAGCAUUCGUUUGGCGACAAGCCAUACCUCGGAUUCGAGCAUGUCACCAUGGUUCCGUACGCCCGCAAUCUCAUUGAUGAGACCAUUCUCACACCGGAUGAAAAGGAUUGGCUAAACCGGGCCAACAAGAAGAUUCUCGAGAAGACGCUUGGAUACUUUGAGAACGAUCCUCUGACAAAGGCCUGGUUGUUGCGGGAGACGCAGCCUUUUUGAUUGCCUUGUUGUCACGGUGGGGAAGAAUUUUGAUUUUUUUUUUCUGGUCGGGAUUGUCUAGAACGUAUACCCCUAACGGACUUUUUCAGAAUUAAAAGGACAUGAAGGCCGACAUGGCAAAGGCAAUGGCAAAGGAGAGCUUGAAGGCAGUGUGUUGGUUGAGGGCCGCUAGGAUGCGGGAACCCUGGAAACGCUCACGCAGGCGGAGGUACUUGACCAGGUCGAGUCCGGAGCGAGAAGCGACCUGGUGGAGGGUGUUAGCAAGAAUGAUGAAAGUGUGCGAGGC